UGGGCGGGGUUCCCUGGGCGGGUCUCCCUUCGCGGAAGGAGCGCUGCGCCUGGGGUGGGUGUCGUGUCUCUGCUUGCUGCCUUGCCCGGGGCCAUGGACGAGACUGAGCGCCAACUGCUGCAGCGCUCGCGGUUGCGCCUGGUGAAGGAGCUGCAGGUGGAACCGCUCUGGGACUUGCUGGUGCACAAAGGGAUCUUCACGCCGGACAUGAUCGAGGAGAUCCAGAAAGCAGGUACUCGAAGGGAUCAGGCCAGGGAUUUGAUCACCGACCUGCAGACGAGAGGAAAAGAAGCCCUCCCUGCCUUCAUCUGGUGCCUCCGUGAAACUGGACAGCAAGAUCUGGCAACUCUUCUGAGCGAGGGAUGCAGCCAUCCGCAAUUGCCACCAGUCCACAUAAAGCCAGUUGUGGGCUGCUCACGGGCUGGACAAGUUGACCCAGGUAUUCAGACCAGAGAAUAUUUACCUUUGCCAGUCCAGGAUAGAAUCCGAGAACCAGUUCGUGAUAUUGCAGCCACUCGGGGUUCUGAGGAAGAGAGAGCUGCAAGGAAUCCUGAAAUGGUUUACUCUAUGAAUUCUGACCCCUGUGGUUUCUGCCUUAUUAUCAACAAUGUGAACUUCUCCAAAGAGUCCGGCCAUGCCGCCCGCGUUGGCUCUGAUCUGGACUGCGAGAGACUAGAAAGGCGCUUCCGGUCGCUCCAUUUCGAAGUCUUGACUCGCCGAGAUCUAACAGCUCAGGAAAUCACUUGGGAGUUGCAGAACCUGGUGAGGCGGGACCAUGGGCCUCUUGACUGCUGCUUGGUGGUGAUCCUUUCCCAUGGCUGUCAGGCCAGACACAAUCGGUUUCCCGGUGGGAUCUUCGGCACAGACGGCAUGCCUGUUGCAGUGGAAAAGAUUGUCAGCUACUUCAACGGGUCUCACUGCCCGCUCCUGAGGGGGAAACCCAAACUCUUCUUUAUUCAAGCUUGCGGAGGAGAGCAAAAGGACCGAGGGUUCGAGGUGGAUUCCGAGCCUUCUGUGGAUCAACGACAUGGAAGCACUCUUGAUUCUGAUGCGAACCCCUUCCAGAUACCUGCGGGAGAUGCUGAUCAGCCGGAUGCUGUAGCCAGUUUGCCCACCUCUAGUGACAUCUUAGUAUCUUAUUCAACUUUUCCAGGUUUCGUGUCCUGGAGGGAUAAACGUAGCGGAUCCUGGUAUGUGGAAACCCUGGACCAGAUCCUUGAUCAGUAUGCUCAUUCUGAAGAUCUCCUCACCAUGCUACUGAGGGUGGGGAACACCGUUUCUGCAAAAGGAAAGUACAAGCAAAUGCCUGGCAGUUUCAACUUUCUGCGCAAAAAGUUCUUCUUCAUGGCUACAUGAUAUCCCAGUCUGACAGGGUUGGCCUGGAUGAAGCAGUUGUUCCAAAAGAGACCUUUGGAAAAGGUGUGCUGCGAUGUGCCUCAUGAAGAAUGGAUGGAUUUAUCUUCUCAUCUUACCUUCUGAGAAGAGACUCAUUACUGUGAAAAGACUCCCUUGAAAGAUGGGUUUGUUCAAUGAGACUAGUUUUGUAUAAAGGGAGAAGCUGUACAUGGAUCCCAAAAGAAGUGCCUGGAAUAUUGUUUGGGGUGGGCAUCCCCUUUUUGUCCUUGAUUUCUCCUUGAGGGAGUCUUCUGCUCACACUUUGUUGUUUCAGCCUCAACUUUCUUACUGCCAUUGUGAGUGCUGGGCUUUUGGGCCUCAACUCCACAACCAGCUUUAACUCAUAUUAAUUGUCAUGGCUCCCUUUUCCACCCUCUUGAACCUCACCUUACAGGUGUGUGAGGCCGCUGCAUCUGGUUUCUCAAAGGUGACCUUCCUUCCCCUCUCCUGAGACUACAAUUCCCACAUCUGCUGCAGGAAAACCAUCUCACUUGACCCAGUGUAACAUUGCUGUGUAGACAGACUUCUGAUAUUUAAAAAGCAGGCAUCUUGCUGGGGGGAUGCACUCUACAUACCACCUCUUGUUAUAUUAAAUAUUCUGUAUUUAUAUGCAAUCCAACUUUAAAAAAAAAACUUAUACAUUG
This is a messenger RNA of Heteronotia binoei (common prickly gecko), 2039 nucleotides long. RefSeq names its product caspase 9 (gene CASP9). Gene Ontology annotation, molecular function: cysteine-type endopeptidase activity. Gene Ontology annotation, biological process: proteolysis; regulation of apoptotic process. Bases 94 to 1356 code for a protein of 420 amino acids. Lineage: Eukaryota; Metazoa; Chordata; Lepidosauria; Squamata; Gekkonidae. The record is from RefSeq and is a predicted model, not a curated record. The transcript has 10 exons.